Messenger RNA from Pelodiscus sinensis (Chinese soft-shelled turtle), 2588 nucleotides. NCBI's taxonomy places the organism in Eukaryota, Metazoa, Chordata, Testudines, Trionychidae. The record is from RefSeq and is a predicted model, not a curated record.
GCUUAUUUGGUGGCUACAUGCAUCUCUUUAUUGCAUGCAUCUCUCUUGCUUCCCCCGUGCCUAUUUAUUUUCUCUCUGUACAUCUGCAGGGGCGCAUGGAAUACCUGGUGAAAUGGAAGGGCUGGUCUCAGAAGUAAGUAGGUUACAUACACAAUUAUGCAGCCUCGCAAAUACUCAGAAGAUGGUGGUUAUGAUUUAUUUGAUGCAUGUGGCAUUGUAACAGAAAGGAAAGCGAGAUCCUCUUUUGAAUUAAUUGUAUGUGUGUUUCCCCACCCCCACUCAAAACUGACCCUGUUUCUCAAUCUGUGUGCCUGUCCUGCUAGGUACAGCACCUGGGAACCUGAGGAAAAUAUUCUGGAUGCUCGGCUGCUUGCAGCCUUUGAGGAAAGGGAACGAGAAAUGGAGCUAUACGGGCCCAAAAAGCGAGGCCCCAAACCCAAAACCUUCCUGCUCAAGGCCCAGGCCAAAGCCAAAGCCAAAACCUAUGAAUUCCGCAGUGACUCAGCCAGGGGAAUCCGGGUGCCAUAUCCUGGUAGAUCACCCCAAGAGCUGGGCUCCACGUCCCGGGCUAGGGAAGGCCUGAGAAACAUAGCUCUGCCGGCCCAGGGCAGCCCCAGCACCUUGAGGGCUGAGAGCAUCCGAGACCGGGUUGGGAGAAUGGAAGAUAAACCGGGGGAGAUCCCUAAAAAGAGAGGCCCAAAGCCUAGGAAAGAGCAUUACAAGGACUUGCCAGAGGCUCUGGAUGUCUCCAAGAGGAAAUUGUGUGAGCCAGGGGACAAGAUUGGGGACUACCUCAAAGCCAGAAAAAUAGAGGAGGCUGUGCCGGGGGUGGCAAAGUUUGGCUCAGGACACAGUGUGAUCCAGCUAGCCAGGAGACAGGAACCGGACCUCUCUGGUGCGAUGUCCAGCCCCAAUAGAGCAGAGGCUGGCAUGAAGCUGGGAGCCUCAGAGAUGUACCCGCCCAGGGUCACCAAGCACAGGUCAGACUUUUUGGACCCCAAGGGGCAAGAUGGAUUGGACCCCGGCGGCCCUAAGAUAAUGCACAGCUCCACCAACCAGGGCUCUGUGGGAAGCUUGUACCGAGAAACGGUGGGGACUCAGUCUGGCAGGCCCUCCCUCAUUGCCAGAAUCCCUGUCUCCAGGAUUCUGGGAGACCCAGAAGAGGAGUCCUGGAGCCCCUCUCUCAACAACCUGGAGAAAGUGGUGGUGACUGAUGUGACAUCUAACUUUUUGACCGUCACAAUUAAAGAGAGCAGCACGGACCAAGGAUUCUUUAAGGAAAAGCGAUGAGUGUUUGCAGGAUAAAUCCAGAGAGGUAGAUGCUUGGUUAGAGGUUGGUGGGGUUUUUUUCCAGGACAGGACCUAGAAACUAUCUUAAUUCUUUCUGCUUGCAUUCUGUUUUUCUAGUUUUACGUUUCAUUGGAAAGAUUAUCUCUAGAGUUAUAUUUUCUAUUAGAUGUAAAUAUGUUAUUUAAGAAAAAUCCCCCCUAUAUAUAUAUAUCUAUAUAUAUAUAUAUAUAUAUAUUUCAAUUUUAAGUUGUUUUAUUUAAAAAUGGAGACUGAACGGUGACUGCUCAGUUGCUCUUAGGACAAUAAAAACUGAGAACUAAUGAGUUCACGUAUCUGUUGCAGGAGCCAGUGUAUAUAAUGAACAAUGUUUGUAGUUAAUUAUGUUCUGGGUUAAUUUUUUGUUGUUAUGAUUUUUUUUCAUAAGAUGCUCUGGAUGAUGAAUGGGGAAGUUGUAUCCCUUUCCGGGCAAAAUGCCCUGAUUUCUUGAUUGUGAUAUAAGGUGUUGCUUGUACAAUCAAGUGUGCUGUAUCCGGAACUGUCUGUCUGGGCAGCUGAAACAAGCACUUGAAUUUACAGUAUUGUUGGGUUUGGUUUCCAAUUAAAAAAAAAAGUUGAUAUAAAAUCAAAAAAGCCGAAGUCUAUAAAAAGACUGACAGUUGUUCUAGUGAAGUAUUAACUUGAAUUACCUCUUCUUGCAAAUGAAGAGGAGGUUUGUAUGUUUAAGAUUCCUAAAAGGAGUGAUACUGAAAUGCACUUUAAUAGAAUUGUCAUAGCAGUUAUGGGAGACAAAACUGAGCUGAGAAGCUGUUUUAAUUUUGUCUGUUUGCUUGAUUCUUCCCCCACCCACUUAAAAAAAAUCUGUUUACAUUCCUGAAAUGCCAGAAAAGUUUGGGAGGAUGCAGUGUCACUGCCCGUAUUUAGAUGCUCAUGCUAUUAUAGAAAGUGUUACUUUGUUUCCCGGGGCCCUUUGGACUGGUGGGAGAGUCCAGAUACAGUGUUCUCUAAUAUCCACAUCUCCCCAACAAAUCCCAGGGUCAUUUAAUUGGGGUUAGAGAAAAUAAAUAUUUUCCCUGUUAGAUGCCAGUUUCACAAUGGUUGAGAGGAGAUCUACUAAUAGGUGCAAAGUAGGUGUUGCUGAUGGAGGUUGCAGUUUGUAUUUGUUUAUGCCCUUCUCGGUGGAAGGUGCAUGCCAACGUUUUAGUUUAGUUUGGCUCUGGGCUUACGGAGGUUUAACGAGGGAACAAAAUGCAGCAGCUUCCAUCCACUAGAGCAGCAAGACUGGAGGUCUUGUGUUAUCU